Messenger RNA from Entrophospora sp. SA101, 324 nucleotides. The record is from the annotation of a GenBank genome assembly. NCBI's taxonomy places the organism in Eukaryota, Fungi, Glomeromycota, Glomeromycetes, Entrophosporales, Entrophosporaceae.
GAAUGGGAUGAAUUGACACAAGAAAACCUGGAAGCCUUCGAAAUUCCAGAUGAUAUAUUGGAACACUUAAAAUUUUAUAAUCAAGAUACAAUGGAGGGUGUUAGAAGCAAACUCAUGAAACCAUACCUCAAAAACGAUGAAAAUUAUGACACUAAUUCCAAUUAUGAUUACGAAUGGAUACACUUAUCUAUUAGAAGUGUAAUCAAUUUAUGGGAGAAUAAGGACUCACCAUUAUCUCGUACACAAUACGAAAAUUGGUACUCGGUCAACCUAUUUGGAAGUCGUUUGGAUUUUUGUUUUAGAGAUUAUAAAUUAGGAACAGAU